AUGGCUCAAACAGGCAUACAGGUUUCACAAUCGUGGUACUUCCCUCGUAUAUACCAAAAAUCAAGGCGUGAGAUCGUAAAUAAAAACCAGAGGAUCACGAUAUAUGAGGUCCUGUUGUGUCUGGUGAACCUCAUAGCUUUCACUACAGCGGCCCCAAGCGACCCUGUAACACGGCAGUACCCUGGCUCUACGGUCGACACCCCGUCCCUUGCCAGGUCACGCUGUCAGGAAUACAGAAUCGCCACCGGAGAGACAUCCAUUUCCACCGCAGGAUCGCCGAAGAAGUCCGUCGCCAGUCCCCAGAAUCUCUUCUUGGCCGCGAACGUCAGGUUUAAAAGCAACCCUAAUCGCGAUGACUCUUGGUCCACAUACACGCUGAGCACCCGCGACAUCAUCAAGUUCACAGUUGGGUUCUUGCCCGCCCUGACGAAGGCCCUGACGAAGGACAACAACGCCACGGCGGCUGAAAAGAUGCGAGACAUCAUCCUGUCCUUCCUGCCCCUGGCCCGGGGAGUGGUGGAGGACAGGUCCAUUGGAGGUCCACGUAGCAACCAGAUGAAUGAACUGGAGAACGCCGAGGAACUUGUCCCAGCAGUCUUGAAUUACGUCGUCAGUAUUGUAGACACUUUCGACGUUCCCACCUCACCCCCCCCCCUCCUCAGGGGACCCUUGGGUGACUUCUUUGAGUUCGAUGACGACGACUUCGCCCCCAACAUUCCCAAAAUUGAGAUUGUAGAUUAAACAAAAUACCAGAGAAGUGAGCGACCUUGGCCGACACCGCCUAUCACCAUAAAAAAAUGUACCUGCAUACACAAUUUUAAUAAAUGUAAAUAAUAUUGUCAAUGAAUAAUGAU
Molecule: messenger RNA, 854 nt
Organism: Homarus americanus (American lobster)
Lineage: Eukaryota; Metazoa; Arthropoda; Malacostraca; Decapoda; Nephropidae
Exons: 3
Coding region: 1-741 (246 amino acids)
Source: RefSeq, a predicted model, not a curated record